Molecule: messenger RNA, 9394 nt
Organism: Sebastes umbrosus (honeycomb rockfish)
Lineage: Eukaryota; Metazoa; Chordata; Actinopteri; Perciformes; Sebastidae
Gene: pcdh7a
Product: protocadherin 7a
Exons: 5
Coding region: 1718-5857 (1379 amino acids)
Biological process (GO): homophilic cell-cell adhesion
Cellular component (GO): plasma membrane
Molecular function (GO): calcium ion binding
Source: RefSeq, a predicted model, not a curated record
UUAUUAUUUGUAUUUAUUUAUUUAUUUGCCCAUUACAAUAUUGCUUACAGUAAGUGGAAAUGUAAAUGGCUAUAGACUAUUACCACUAGCCUAUCCAGUUUAAAUGACUGUAGCCCUUGAACAUCAUACCAAUCCCCCCCCCCAUUACAUCUGCUAUACGUGACCACCUCCUGUCUCCUUCACAAAAAGAAUGAAUGAAUCCUUCUACUCUACUCUCCUGCCCCGGCCAGAAAGAGCUGCACCAGCAGAAAUCUGACUGAGCACUGAGCUGAGCUGACUUGUAUUAAAGCCAGAUCACUCUCUUCUUCUCUCUCUCUCUUUGUCCUUUUGUGUGAAUAGUGUGAAUAAAGAUAUUUCCCCCCCCCCACACCAGGAGCUGUCAGCGGGCCGGGACACCAUGAGGCCAUUUAAUCUUCCUCUAUAUGACAGACAGGAGGAGGUUAGGUCUGUCCCCGGUAACACCGACACACUCACUCACACACACACACACACACCGGCGACCCAACACCGCCUCUGCUGCCUCUCCCGUUACAGCUCAGCGAUCGAGUUACGCGGCCGGGGAAAAUGUUGCAGUAGUGAGGAGAGAGAGAGAGAAGGAGAGAGAGACUGCAGCAUCGCUUGAGAUCAGCAGCAGCAGCAGCAGUCCCAAGCAGUGCAGGUGAGAGGAGAGAGAAAAAAAAGCCAGAGGAGGAGGCGCAUGUGGAGGAGAGAGAGAGAGAGAGACAGAGAGAGAGAGAGAGAGAGAGAGAGAAUGCGGGACUCUUGGAAAAAGACGCAUCUCCACUCGGUCCAUCACCGAGACAUCCAUCCACCCGAACACAGGCUGCACAGGAUUACACUAAUUUGGUGCUGAUGAUGAUGUUUUUGGAAUCUCCAUUUUUUAAGCUCAUCAUCAAUCUAAUCUGUUUUUUUUUUUUUUAUUAUUAUGAGAGAAGAAAUAUGAUGAGAAACUCGCUCUGAAAAAAAGCACUCACACAACUUGCGUGAAGGAAUCCGACGGCUUUGGCACGUUGCUCUGAUACUGCGGAGGAGAAAAAAGAGAGGAAGGUAAGAAGAGAUCCAGCAUCAUCAAAGACUUUUAUAUAUCAAACUGAUGCAUUUCAUUCCUCUUGUUGAUGGGAUGUGAGUUAAUAGUCCUCGGCGUCCGGAGAGCUGAGCAGCAGUGAGGGGCUUUUUCUUCUUCCUCUUGUUGUGCUGGUGCUGCAUUGCAGUUUCUAACUGUGGACUGUCCCAAAUGUGACUGGAAUAAAACAAAUAAGUUAACAUUAUGAAGUGGUAAUAAGCGUCCUAUAUAUAGUGUGUGUGACAGUGGGACAGCUGGAGUGGAAGUGGAUUAAUCCAAAAGGCGCAUGAAUUAGUUGCUUUUUACGCAGCAGGCAGGAUGGAUCUUUGGAUAUGUUUGUGACGUAAACAGCCCAGCAAGACAUUAUUAGUAUAGAAGUUGGUGAAAAAAAAAAGCACUGCUGAGUAAUACAGGAGAAGGAGGAUAAAAAAGGAAAAAAAGGAGCCUGCACAGCUGAAGUGAACUAGUGAGGAAGCUUUUCCCCGGACCUCAGGCUGCUAGAGUCCGCAGAGAGCGAUAGAGAGGAGAAGGUAAGAAAAGGAUAAAUCAAACACCCACGCUGUGAGCUACAGCACACCACAAAACAGCAAUAAAGAGAAGCUCAGAGGCAGACAGCGGUGAAGGAGAGAGAGGAAGAAAGAAGAAGAAGGAGCCAUGCAGAGGCUUGGUGCAGUGCACUCCUCCGCGACGCAGCAGCAGGCUCUCAGCCUCGUGGUCUUAGUGCUGCUGCUGCAGCUGCUGACUCAGCUACCGGGUGCCGACUCAGCUCUCCGGUACCGGGUGGCGGAGGAGGGUCCGCCUGACGUCAAGAUCGGCAACGUGGCCGUCGACCUGGGCCUCACUGCAGGGACCGGCAGCGGGGAUGUCACCUUCGCCCUGGAGAGCGGAUCAGAGUUCUUCAAGAUCGACAACGUGACAGGUGAGCUGACGACGGGCCCACGACGCAUUGACAGAGAGAAGCUCCCACAGUGCCAGAUGAUCUUUGACGAGAACGAGUGCUUCUUGGACUUUGAGGUGUCGGUGAUCGGACCCUUGCAGAGCUGGGUUGACCUGUUCGAAGGCCGCGUUGUCAUCACGGACAUCAACGACAACACACCUUCCUUUCCCUCACCUGUGCUCCAGCUCUCGGUCGAGGAGAAUCGCCCGAUUGGAACCCUUUACCUGCUGCCCACGGCGACGGAUAGGGACUUUGGGCGAAAUGGCAUCGACCGCUACGAGCUGAUCCAAGACGGUGCUGCUGGGUCGAGUUCGACGAGACGCACGGCCGGAGGAGGAAACCCCGUGGCUAGAGUGGAUGGACUUGGGGACCGGAGGGGUAGAAGUGGGGAUAACGGAGGAGGACCCAGAAGCACUGUGUUUGAACUACAAGUCGCAGAUAUACCAGAUGGCGAGAAACAACCGCAGCUCAUUGUGAAAGGCACGUUGGAUCGUGAGCAGAAGGACUCAUACGAGCUCGUCCUCAGGGUUCGAGAUGGAGGGAACCCGCCACGCUCCUCCCAAGCCCUGCUCCGUGUUUCCAUCACUGACGUGAAUGACAACAGCCCACAGUUCGAGAGGUCAACGUAUGAGGCGGAAAUGGCAGAAAACGCUCCUCCGGGCACACCUGUGCUCCAGGUCAGAGCUUCGGACCGCGACAUCGGAGUCAACGGGCAGGUGGAGUACGUCUUCGGAGCGGCCACCGAAUCCGUCAGGCGACUCCUGCGGCUGGACGAGGCGACCGGGUGGCUGAGCGUCCUCCACAGGAUCGACAGGGAAGACGUGGCGCAGCUGAGGUUCACGGUGACAGCCAGAGACCGGGGUCAGCCGCCACGCACCGACCGCACCACUGUGAUUUUGGCCGUCCGGGACGAGAACGACAACGUCCCAGUUGUGGAGAUCCGAAAGAUUGGACGGAUCCCCGUGCGAGAUGGAGCGGCGUUGGUGCCAGAGAACGUCCUGGUGGACACGCCGGUAGCUCUGGUGCAGGUGUCGGACAGAGACCAGGGAGAGAACGGAGCGGUGACGUGCACAGUUGUAGGAGACGUCCCAUUCACAUUAAAGCCAGCUGGUGAAACAGCGCUCCCACCUCUGCCUGCAGAUGAAGCCUUUGACAGGAAUAAGAAAAAAUACUUCUUACAUACUUCUGCCUUGCUGGACUACGAGGCCACCAAAGAGUACAGCGUUACCAUUGUGGCAGUAGAUUCUGGCAGUCCCAGUCUAUCCAGCAACAGCUCACUGAUGGUGCGAGUGGUAGAUAUCAACGACCAUGCCCCGACCUUUGCCCAGAGCGUUGUGGAGGUCCACUUUGCUGAGAACAACUCACCCGGUGAACGGGUCGUCACUGUGGUAGCCACAGACGCAGACAGCGGCAAGAAUGCGGAGAUUGCGUACGCCCUGGACCCUGCUGGAAACGGGCCAUUUUACAUCGAUGCAGAUAAUGGAGAUAUCCGUGCCACCGGGGUUCUGGACCGUGAGCUGCGAGAGAGGUAUGAACUCCGGGUCAUUGCCAAGGACAAGGGUACACCUUCUCUGCAAGGCUCUGCCACUGUUGUCGUUCAAGUGACCGACCGCAAUGACAACGCACCAAAGUUUGUCCAGGAAAUCUUUACAUUCUACGUGAAAGAGAACCUGCUCGCCAACAGCCCAGUCGGCAUGGUCACUGUGACCGAUGCCGACGAAGGCGAGAACGCAGAACUUAGUCUGUUUGUAGAGAUGGAUGGAGUCGACGAGAAGAAGACGGGAGAGAAGGCGGAAGGAGAAGAUGGCGAGAAAGAGCGAGAGGAGGUGUUUUCCAUCGAGAACAACACAGGAACUAUCUUCUCUGCUGCGUCAUUUGACCGUGAAAAGCUUUCCACCUACACCUUCCGUGUCCGUGCCGUGGACGGAGGGGAGCCCCGCAAAACUGCCACCGCCACCGUCUCGCUCUUUGUGACGGAUGAAAAUGACAACGCCCCCUCGAUUACCUCUCCAGCCAACGAGUCCUACACCCUCCUUCCACCUGCCAGCAGUGCCCGCACCAUCGUCAGGACAGUAACAGCCAUAGACUCAGACACUGGCCCAAAUGCAGACCUUCACUACGCUCUAGUGGGAGGGAAUCCCUUCAGACUGUUUGAGAUUGGCCACACCAAUGGAGUGAUCACCCUGGCAGAGCCUCUGGAGCGCCGCCACCGAGGUCUGCAUCGCCUAGUGAUCCGGGUCAACGACAGCGGAGCCCCCUCUCUCUGUGCCACCGCCCUGGUCCAUGUCUUCAUCAACGAGAGCUUGGCCAACGCCACCCUAGUGGACGUACAGGUGGCCCGCAGUCUGAUGGCGCCACUGUCGCUGGACAUUGCGGGGGACCCAGACAGCGAGCGUGCGUUAGGGAAACAGCGCCUCAGCGUAGCUAUCGGCGUCCUGGCGGGGGCCGCGGCGGUCAUCCUGGUGAUCCUGCUUGUAGUCACAGCUCGGCAGUGCGGCGCUCAGGGCAAGAAUGGCUACGAGGCCGGAAAGAAGGAGCCGGAGGAGGACUUCUUCAGUCCUCCGGGGGCUCAACCACAGGCGGGCCGCAGCAGGGGAUCAGACCGCGGACGCAAACCUCGACGGGACAAACGCAACGGAAGCGGCGGCGGUGCGGUUGUAGGAGGAGGGAAGGCUGACAGAUCGCUCUACAGCGGUAUUGUCACAGUCAACGGGCUGCGCCGCCACGCCAAUGACGACGACGAGGAGGAUUUGAGCAGCGCUAGCGAGCGCCUUGCAGCCCGCUACUGUGCUAUGGACGGUGACCCUGGCAGCCCGCGGAUGGGCGGCGGCAGGAGGCACCAGUCGAGCCCAGAUCUGGCCAGGCACUACAAAUCCAGCUCACCUCUCCCCGCGGUGAAUCUACAGCCCCACUCCCCCCCAGCUGAGGGAAAGAAGCACCAGGCGGUCCAGGACCUGCCUCCAUCCAACACCUUUGUGGGCAGCGGGGGUUGUGUGGGAAGCGCCGGCUCCAGCAGCAGCAGUAGCGGGGGCAGCGGCAACGCAGAUGCCAUGUCCUUGGGAUCUGACCAGUGCUCAGAGUAUGGCUGCCAGACUGGGAACAAGUACAGCAAACAGGGGACCCUUCGCCGGGUGACCUUCUCCGUAGUCAGCCAGCCCCAGGACGGCGGUUGCUAUGACAGUGGCCUGGAGGACUCGGAGACGCCGAGCAGCAAGAGUUCAUCGGGGCCGCGGCUGGGAGCCCUGCCGCUGCCCGAGGAAGGCUACGAGCGGACCACACCGGAGGGCAGCGUCGGGGAGGAGGAGCACGUGGAGAAUGAUGCCAGACAGCUGCCAGACGUAGCUCUGACAGGAAAGUGUACCAGGGAGUGUGAUGAGUUCGGCCACUCUGACACAUGCUGGAUGCCCGUUCGCCCUUCGCCUCGCCAGCGUCAACGCCACGGCAGCGACCCCCCUCGGCUCUCCACCUUCGCCCCCGGAGACGAUAAUAACAAUCUCCGUGGCAACGACCAUGAGAGUGACAGCGAGAGCGCCGGCAGCGCAGGGAGCUCAGAACCCGGGGUGGUCAGCGGCGGAGAAGGUCAGAGAUUACCCUUAGCCAACGGGGAUCCUCUCGGCACCCUGGGCAGCGGAGACCGCAACAGGAACAUGGGCGAUCACAACCGUAACCUUCUGAACCGCAAGAUGACUUCAGCAUCCUACGACACGUUUAGCAGCGCAGGCUUCGGGAGGCGCCAGCAAGAGGAGGAAGGAGGAGAAGGCCAGAACCCGCCGGAGGUCAUACCACUGACGCGCACAGGAGGGGACUACAAGACCACGUCCUGCCUCACGUUGUCGCGUCGAGAGGUCUACCUGUGACGGCCUGGCAACGGAGCAAUCAUCCCCACAACGCUCCCUUUUCUGAAAAACAGGGAGGGUUAAGACUUUUCUGGAAAGUCAUCAGUUUGGAACGCCUUUUAAAACCUGAGAAGAUGUGAAAAUGUCAGAAAAGAUGUUUUCCAAAAGCCGUGUAUCAAAUUGGAACUUUUGGAUUCUGACUAUUAUUUAUAGGCACCUAAACUUAAGAGAUGGAUCAGCUCUUCGGAGAGCUCCCACCAGGAGUACUUUCUAAAAAAAAGUAUUUUUUAACUAGUACUGAAAGUUGCCCACAGGCAAAGAUCCCAUUAUGUCCAUGUGGAGGAGGACAACUUCAUCUUCUUCUUUUUACCUGAAUCCAGUGCAUGCCUGACCCUCUGCCACGGAGGGAUCUGUGAGAAGAAGAGUAAAUCCUGAUGCUAUAAACGCCUCGGUGCAUAUAAAAAAACUUCCACCGAGGCUACAGCAGGCGAGAUUUGGACUCAACUGGUGAACCAUCUGCUGAAAAACCACCGCGGUCUUAUCCAGUCAAAAUAGAUGAAAAGAAGUAACGGGUCUUUGGUUGAGUUAUUUGGAUCUAAUUCAAACCAAUCAAACUUUCUAAUGCCUAAUCAACUCUGUCGUAACACAAGACGGGGGAUAUUAACCAAUCAAACUGCUGAUCCCGUGAGAAUCUUACAUACAUUUGAAUACUCACAAAAGUGUGGUCGCUGUACAGAAAAAAAUGUGCUGAUAAAAUCAGGUAUCUUUAAAAACAUUCAGAACAACAAUGUGACAAAAGAUGUUUUUUUACAGUAAUCAAAUAUAACCGUUCAAAAUACAAGGUUCUCAUAGGGUGUCAGUCGUGCCACAGAACUACGGCGUGUGUGAAAAUGUGUUUAUUAUUUUGCCUUCACACCCGGUCUGUAUGUAUAUAUCGUAUGUGUGUAUUUGACGAGAAAGCAGGUUUAUCUCUCUGCUGCUGUUUCAGAGUCGACUGAGGUGCUGAGUCACACCUACAGUAUCCUAACAGUGUUCAUGUAUCAUAAAUGCUCUUUCACACAAACACACAUAUGCACACACACAUAUAUACACAUGCACGCACUUACACACGCAUGUGAACACAAACUCAUACCGUGCAUUUACAGAAUGUGAACAUGCAUAGAGCCACAGUUUAUGACUGAUGAUUCGGUGGCCGUGUAACAUAAAGUAUAUAAUAAUAACUUGCAUUAACUUUCAUACAGAAAACAUUAAGCACACACACACACAUAUUAAAAACAUAAGUAGAGGAACAAACCCAUGUUAAGAUGUGCGCAAUUCAUAUGCACUAUGUGUGUAUGUGCUCUUAAUCAUCAUUUUUUAACAUAUUGCCUCUCAUUGAACUAGCUGUAGCAUUUUGCCUGCUCCCCCUCCCCUCCAGCCAGUAUUUAAACAUGAAAUGUAUUUAAACAAUUACUCAUCUCUCUGACUGAUGUGUGGGGCUACAUUAACGGGACAUGACAUCUACUGUAUGUAAUGAUAGACAAUGUGGGGGAUUAUUCUGCAUACUGUAAGUAGGACUCAUAGAAAAACCAAAUUUCUGUAAGAAAAAAAGGAAAAGAAAUGCAUGAAAGAAAGAUAAUGCUAACUUUGUUUCUCUCUUUUUUAAAACCACACGCCUUUUUGGAUACCACGCCUAUUUGGAUACAUCUGUAUUAUAUGUGUGCGCUUCUUUUUGGGGAAGUGGAGAUAAUGAUGGCAGCAAGGGAGUUUAGCUUCAGUGGAUUAAGCUGUUCCUACUAGCGAGUUUGGGGUAACCUUGGGCCUUUUCUCUCUCCGUUUCCGCGGCGCGAAGUUGGCACAAAGGGUGCCGCAGGCUGCAACAAAAAAGAGCACGAUGUAGUGGGAGCGCCGAGUCUUGCUGCACCCUUUUCACCACGCAGUGCCGACCUGAACACGCCCCUACUGCUGUGCUGAACUGCACAGAUAACAGACUCCUUCACAUUUGUCCUUCCCAGCAGCUACUGCACGACUCCAGACACACUCUGCUGCACCGGGCUGAGGAGUGGGUGUGGAUCGAGGCCAGCACAUCUUAAUUCCCAUCAUCAGUGUGUGGUUCGGUGGUGUGAUAGGGAUAAUAGGGUUAGGUCGUCCCUGUGGUCUUAAUGAGUUUCCUUUCUCCUCUCUUCUCCUCCCUCGAUCUGCACUGAUCUCAUUAAUGUCUGGAUUGGUGAAUGUAACGCUGCUGGAAAUUGCCAGUAAGUGUGUCUCUUCAUUUUUCUGGUUGUUUUGGAUCAGACGAGGCGAAGGAGACACGCUUGUUUAGGAUGUGCUACAGUUUUAGAUCCUUGUAGAGUUAGUCAGAAAGGAGAGCAACACUCAGGUAAGAUGUUCAACUUGUUAACUAACUACUCGUGGUUUUGUCCACACACUGUUGCUGCUUGACUGUCCCCUCACUGAAAGGUAACUCAGACACAGUAAAGUAGUGAGUCCUGUACGUUAAUUUUACAAUGGUAAUCGUCCUGAGAAAAUGGGUGUGCUCCAUGUGCGUGAUUACACUUUGUAUACCUGUAUAUACCUUCAAUUUCACAACUCUGUGACCGACUCCCUUUAGCUUGUUUUAGGCCACUGAUGUACUUACUCCCUAAGCCUUCAUUACCCCCAAAUCCCCCCCCCCCCCAACAUGGCUGUUUACUGAGCUCUGCUAUAGAUGGACUGUGCUGUAACGCACGGAGUUAAUCUGUUCAAGGAUGGUUCACGUUGGAGAAAAAAAAGGGAUUGGUGGAAACAAUCGCAACAUCCUGCGGGGGUUCAUACACUGAAAGACAGAAGGACAAAUGCUCUUUCUCUGGGAGAAAGAGUUGAGAUCUCAAUCCCUCGGAGGCCAGAAAGGUCUCGGAGAACUAACGUCCAGUUUGUGAGUUUUGGAAAGAGACUCUUGCACAGCCACUGCCUCUUCAGAAGUGGCAGAUAUUUCUUCAAACUGCUGUUUUAUGGCAGUUCCAUUACGGCACCUUUCAAAACCCUCCCAACCAGAUUUAAGGGAACUUGCUGUACAUGAAUCUGUGUGGGUGUGUAUCUUUUUUUAUACUGCACGUUUAAACAUGAAUAUCUUUCAGUCUACUGCAAAACAGAGAGGGGAGACGGACAGAGAAGAGCGUCUGAGAGCGUCUGAGAUCCAUCACCCACUAAUCGAGACAUUUUUAAAAACAGACACUUCGGCGCACAUCGUGUACCCGUCAUCCACCUCGUGCUGUUACCCUUAUAGCCAUGUACAGAUAAAACUACACUGUAGAACAGACAACUGGAAACCAUAACAGACAAUGGCAUGCCUAAAGGUCUUCAAAAAUCUGCACUUGAGAAAAAAAAUGAGACAAAAAAAUGUUAUUUUUUAUUUUCCUCUUCUUUGUUUUUCUUUUCUUAAUGGGGCUGGCUCUGUUUUUUGCUGCUCCCUUCCUGUAAUUACAUAAUGAACUAAUUGCAUUUGCUAUGACGAGGACGAAGAGGAGCUGUCGACGAAUGGUUUGGUAUGAAGAUGAAUCAUGUAAAAGUUUGACUUUGACAUUAAAAACUUCAAACACU